AAAAAAAAAAGAGGCAACAAAUUUGUAAUAAUUAAAAGAGAGCUGCAUCCCCAAUUUUUUGAAUCAAAUCUCCUCUCUACCCACCCAGAUCCAAUCUCAGGGCUCCUCUCCUCUCCUCUCCUCUCCUCUCCUCUCCUUCCUUCUGAGAUCUGCAAAUCUUCGCAUUCAUAGAAGUAUAUAUACUACCAUCGUCAUUUUAAUCAGUUAUGGAGGCGAUCGAAGAAUUGACUCAGCUUUCGGAAUCUAUGAGGCAAGCAUCUGCUUUGCUUGCCGACGAAGACGUUGAUGAAACGACAUCGUCGUCCUCUCCUUCUUCCAGACGCUCGUCUACUUUCCUCAAUGUCGUCGCUCUCGGCAAUGUGGGUGCGGGUAAAUCUGCUGUUUUGAAUAGUUUAAUCGGACAUCCUGUUUUGCCCACCGGUGAAAAUGGAGCCACUCGGGCUCCGAUAAGCAUAGAUUUAAGUAGGGAUAGUUCCGUAAGCAGUAAAUCAAUUAUUUUACAGAUUGACAGCAAAAAUCAACAGGUUUCUGCGAGUGCUCUUCGGCAUUCUCUACAGGAAAGGCUUAGCAAGGUUUCCUCCGGCAGGAGUCGUGAUGAAAUAUAUCUGAAACUUCGUACCAGUACAGCUCCUCCAUUGAAAUUGAUUGACUUGCCUGGGGUGGAUCAAAGAAUCGUAGAUGACUCAAUGAUCAGUGAAUAUGUUCAGCACAAUGAUGCUAUUCUGCUAGUUGUAAUACCUGCUAUUCAGGCGCCAGAAAUUUCUUCCUCUAGAGCCCUCAGAAUUGCAAAGGAAUAUGAUGCAGAGAGUACCAGAACAGUUGGCAUUAUUAGUAAAAUUGAUCAAGCAGCUACAGAGUCAAAAGCUAUUGCAGCUGUUCAAGCUCUUCUUUUGAAUCAAGGACCACCAAAAACAUCUGACAUUCCAUGGGUUGCAUUGAUCGGUCAAUCUGUUUCCAUAGCAUCAGUGCAAUCUGGAAGUGCUUCAUCCGAGAGCUCUUUGGAAACUGCCUGGCGAGCUGAAAGUGAAAGUCUAAAAUCUAUAUUGACUGGAGCCCCUCAAAGCAAGCUUGGGAGAGUUGCUCUGGUGGAUGUCCUUGCUGGUCAGAUUCGUAGUCGCAUGAAACUCAGGCUUCCCAGUCUCCUUUCUGGGCUUCAGGGGAAAUCUCAAAUAGUUCAAGACGAAAUGGUGAGGCUUGGCGAGCAAAUGGUUAGUAGCUCUGAAGGUACAAGAGCUUUAGCUUUGGAGCUCUGCCGUGAGUUUGAAGACAAAUUUCUCAUGCAUCUUGUUGGUGGUGAAGGUAAUGGUUGGAAAGUUGUUGCGAGUUUUGAGGGUAAUUUUCCAAACAGGAUCAAGCAGCUACCUUUAGAUAGGCAUUUUGACAUAAACAAUGUCAAAAGGAUUGUCCUAGAAGCAGAUGGUUAUCAACCUUAUCUUAUAUCUCCAGAGAAGGGGUUGAGGUCCUUAAUAAAAGGUGUCCUGGAGCUGGCAAAGGAACCCUCAAAGCUGUGUGUUGAUGAGGUGCAUCGUGUACUACUGGAUAUUGUAUCAUCUGCUGCAAAUGCCACUCCUGGACUUGGAAGGUAUCCUCCUUUCAAGAGAGAGGUUGUGGCAAUUGCAAGUUCUGUGCUUGAUGGGUUUAAAAAUGAAGCUAAGAAAAUGGUAGUUGCCCUAGUUGAUAUGGAGCGUGUGUUUGUUCCACCUCAACACUUCAUCCGAUUGGUGCAGAGGCGAAUGGAUAGGCAGCGCCGUGAGGACGAGCUAAAGAACAAAUCUUCAAAAAAGGCGGUUGACACUGAGCAGUCUAUCUUAAACAGGGCAACCAGCCCCCAAACAGGUCAACAAUCUGGAGGAAGCUUGAAAUCAUUGAAAGAGAAAUCCAAUCAGCAGGAUAAAGAUGCACCAGAGGGAUCUGCCUUGAAAACUGCUGGGCCUGGGGGUGAGAUAACAGCAGGGUUUUUAUUAAAGAAAAGUGGAAAACUUAAUGGCUGGAGUAAGCGAUGGUUUGUAUUGAAUGAAAAAACUGGCAAGCUUGGUUACACAAAAAAGCAAGAAGAAAGACAAUUCCGUGGUGUUAUUACUUUGGAGGAAUGCAGUAUUGAAGAAGUUUCUGAAGAAGAAGAAACCUCUUCAAAAAGUUCCAAGGAUAAAAAGGCAAAUGGACCAAGUGCUGAGAAAGGACCCAGUCUUGUGUUCAAAAUAACUAGUAGGGUUCCAUAUAAGACUGUCUUGAAAGCUCACAGUGCUGUUGUAUUAAAAGCUGAGAGCAUGGGCGAUAAGGUUGAGUGGCUAAACAAGUUGAGAAAUGUCAUCCAGUCAAAAGGAGGCCAAGUGCUUAGUGAAUCUGGUCCUCCCAUGCGUCAGAGCAUGUCUGAUGGUUCCCUAGAUACAAUGGCUAGAAGACCUGCCGACCCUGAAGAAGAGCUUCGGUGGAUGUCACAAGAAGUACGCGGCUACGUUGAAGCUGUUCUCAACAGCCUUGGUGCCAAUGUCCCAAAAGCAGUUGUUCUUUGCCAAGUGGAGAAAGCCAAAGAAGACAUGCUUAAUCAAUUAUAUAGUUCUAUUAGUACACAAAGCACAGCAAGGAUUGAGGAGUUGCUGCAGGAGGACCAGAAUGUAAAGAGGAAGAGGGAACGUUAUCAGAAACAGUCUUCUCUUCUUUCAAAACUCACUAGGCAACUUAGCAUCCAUGAUAAUCGAGCUGCUGCUGCAUCCAGUUGGUCUGAUGGUAGUGGAGCAGAAAGCAGCCCGAGAACAAAUGGAUCCUUGUCAGGAGAAGACUGGAGGAAUGCAUUUGAUUCUGCAGCCAAUGGACCUGUUGGCCCAUCCAGGUCCCACAGUCGACGAAACAGUGAUCCAGCUCAGAAUGGUGAUGUAAGCGCAAACGGCAGCCGUCGGACACCAAAUCGGAUGCCACCCGCACCACCACCAUCUGGUUCAUCCUAUAGAUAUUAGAUAAAGCCCGAUACAAAUUCAUUAUUCGUGCAUUAUUGUUGAGUGGGCGGCUGCAUGCUUUGCUCCCACUCCAGCAGGGAACAUUUCUGAAGCUCACGUCAGGUUGGUAGAUCUGUAAGAGUGGAAUAGGCGUGUUUGUGUGUAUAUAUUGCAUUGCAGUUUACAAGUUCUAGAUUUCAAGAUGUAUUAUUACAUGCGCUAAAAUUUUCCAUUUAGUUCUCUCCAAGUUGGCAGGUGGGGGGGGGGGGGGGGAUGAGGCGGUCAUUUUUAUAAUUUUGUUCGAUUUGACAGAUGUAUUUGUUGUAUUGAAUCCCGAGUAGAAAAGCAAUUCUUUCUCGUGGUUUGGAGAAGAGUUGGGAUGCUUGAGUUUGGCCCUCCGCCAUUGUCAACAAGUGCAGACUCCUCCAAUCGAGUGGGACUGCUAAUCUCGAGGCCUUGAUUCAUGUCUUGAUAUGGUGUGGAUAUCCAGGUGGAGGGGAGGGGAGGGGGGGUAUCCCUGUUGUUCUUUUUACAAGCCAGCAGUCCUCCAGAUGUUCCUCCUCCUGUUUCCCGCUUCAUGUCCUCAUCAGAACAGGAACAUGGUUUAUUAUCUUACAUUUUAGACAAAGCAAUGGUGAUCUAACCUUCUAUUUUCCUGGCCA
Messenger RNA from Populus nigra (black poplar), 3595 nucleotides. RefSeq names its product dynamin-2A-like. The transcript has 22 exons. The record is from RefSeq and is a predicted model, not a curated record. Bases 207 to 2954 code for a protein of 915 amino acids. Gene Ontology annotation, cellular component: cytoplasm; microtubule; membrane. NCBI's taxonomy places the organism in Eukaryota, Viridiplantae, Streptophyta, Magnoliopsida, Malpighiales, Salicaceae. Gene Ontology annotation, molecular function: microtubule binding; GTP binding; GTPase activity.